Molecule: messenger RNA, 313 nt
Organism: Pogonomyrmex barbatus (red harvester ant)
Lineage: Eukaryota; Metazoa; Arthropoda; Insecta; Hymenoptera; Formicidae
Product: selenoprotein F
Cellular component (GO): endoplasmic reticulum lumen
Molecular function (GO): oxidoreductase activity
Source: RefSeq, a predicted model, not a curated record
AUUCAUUCACUCUUCCUCUUUCUCUCUUUAUCAAUGUUUGUCAUUGUUAUCAAUUAUUCUUCUUUUCCAUUGUUCCGACCAUAUGAUAUAUUUCUUUCAGCUUUCAUCAAAAGCGAUCGACCAAAAAAGUAUAAAAAUCUUAGCAUAAAGUACGUAAGAGGGUUAGAUCCAAUAAUUAAGCUAUAUGAUGCUGAAAAUAGAGUUGAAGAUGUACUUGAUAUACAUAAAUGGGAUACAGAUUCUGUAGAUGAAUUUCUGUCAACUCAUCUUUCUAAGGAUUAAUAAAAUUAGGAAAUAUACAAAUUGUAUUACA